Messenger RNA from Onychostoma macrolepis, 4318 nucleotides. It is a transcript of the gene strn3, whose product is annotated as striatin, calmodulin binding protein 3. Gene Ontology annotation, cellular component: dendrite. Bases 523 to 2661 code for a protein of 712 amino acids. Lineage: Eukaryota; Metazoa; Chordata; Actinopteri; Cypriniformes; Cyprinidae. The record is from RefSeq and is a predicted model, not a curated record. Gene Ontology annotation, molecular function: protein phosphatase 2A binding; calmodulin binding; armadillo repeat domain binding. The transcript has 16 exons.
UUUGUAGGAAAAAGUGGGGAAAAUAUUUGAAAUUAGCAAAACAGUGCACCUUUAAGUUAUGAAAAGAAAGAAAAAAAACUCAUAUAUCAAUUGAAGCUUUUAUCUUUUACUUACGUCCGCGCUACUUUAUAUAUGUAUAUCUAUUGUUCAAGGCCAAAUUUGUAUAUCGUCAGGUACAGAGCCUGUCACUGAUCUGGUCGCUGUACAGCGCAUGCGCAGUAUCCGCCCGUCAGUCUGUAUUCGGAUGACUCGAGACAGCGCAGGGUUGGGUGAACGCGUCCCAUCAUGCAGCGCGCCACAGUCCUCCCUCGCUCACCCCCGCAGUAGGAGACUCACAUCCAGGGAUCGGACUAAUGGCGGCCGGCAAAUCCGUGCGCUGACACGAAAUCCACAACAGCCGCUCAGGUGCCAGCCGAUUUCGUGGGGGGCAGGGCGACGUCGCAUCGCUACACGGACGGUAAAGUAGGGAGGGCUGAGGGAAAACAAUCGGCGACUUCUAGCAGGACUUUCCUAUUUUUAAACAUGGAUGAACAGCCCGGCGGAGGAGGAGGAGGAGGAAUGGCCGCCCAGAGACAGCAACAGCAGCAGCCUGCACCGCAGCAGGGCAACAGCAGCAUUAAUCCCCAGAUCGCCAACGCUGGAGGAGCGCCUAUGGUUCAGCAACAACAAGACGAGAUGCCCAGGCCCCAGCAGUACACUAUCCCGGGGAUUUUACACUACAUCCAGCACGAAUGGGCCCGUUUCGAGAUGGAAAGGGCGCAUUGGGAAGUGGAGAGGGCCGAACUCCAGGCCCGAAUAGCGUUCCUCCAGGGAGAAAGGAAGGGUCAAGAAAAUUUAAAGAAUGAUCUUGUUAGAAGAAUAAAAAUGUUAGAAUAUGCAUUAAAGCAAGAAAGAGCAAAAUACCACAAAUUAAAAUAUGGGACAGAACUAAAUCAAGGUGAAGUGAAAAUGCCUAGCUUUGAAUCAGAUACCAAAGAAACAGAGGUCUCGGCUAUACCUCAGAACAGCCAGUUAACGUGGAAACAGGGCAGGCAACUCCUCAGACAAUAUCUUCAGGAAGUAGGUUAUACGGACACAAUACUGGAUGUCCGGUCGCAGAGAGUGCGGUCGUUACUGGGGCUGUCUGGCUCAGAGCAAAACGGUUCUGUGGAAACCAAGAACCUAGAGCAAAUUCUCAAUGGAGGAGAGUCUCCAGCCAAAAGAAAGGGACAAGACAUGAAAAGGAAUCCAGAGGUUCUGGAGACAUUUAAUUUUUUAGAAAAUGCUGACGAUAGUGAUGAAGAGGAGGAAGAUGAGGGUGACAUAAUGGAGGACGUGCCUGACAGGAGCGAUAAACAUAGAAUAAAAAAACAUAAAAUUAAGGUUGGAAAUGAAGGUUUGGCUUCAGACUUACCGGAUGACCCUGACACAGAGGAGGCACUCAAGGAGUUUGACUUUCUGGUAAACGCGGAGGAUGGAGAAGGUGCCGGAGAGGCUCGGAGUUCAGGAGACGGCACAGAGUGGGCUGAGCCUCUGCCAUUCACGCCUGGUGGGGGCAAGUCCUUUAUCAUGGGCUCUGAUGACAUGUUGGAAAGUGUGCUGGGCCUGGGAGACCUCGCGGAUCUGACUGUGUCCAAUGACGAGGCUGAAUACAGCUAUGAUCUGCCAGCCAAUAAGGACGCGUUCAGGAAGACAUGGAAUCCCAAAUAUACCCUGCGAAGCCACUUUGAUGGAGUGCGGGCCCUGGCCUUCCAUCCUGUGGAACCGGUGUUGGUCACCGUCUCGGAAGACCACACCCUCAAACUGUGGAACCUCCAGAAGACAGUUCCUGCCAAAAAAAGUGCCUCUUUUGAUGUGGAGCCCAUAUACACGUUUAGAGGGCAUGUUGGGCCUGUGCUCUCAUUGACUGUGACCUCGAGCGGCGAGCAGUGUUUUAGUGGUGGAAUCGAUUCAACAAUACAGUGGUGGAACAUUCCCAGCUCUAACGUAGACCCUUACGACACAUAUGACCCCAGCGUGUUGGCCGGUACGUUGUUGGGUCACAGUGACGCAGUGUGGGGAUUGGCUUACAGUGGAAUCAAAGAGCGCCUGCUCUCCUGUUCAGCUGAUGGGACGAUCAAGCUGUGGAACCCUCAGGAGAAGUCACCGUGUCUCAGCACAUUUAACUCAGAUAGAGAUCAUGGUUUUCCCACAUCAAUUGAUUUCAAUGGGUGUGAUCCAGCUCAUAUGGUGGCGUCCUACAACAAGGGAGAUGUUGUCAUUUAUGAUCUAGAGACAUCACAGCCCGUCGUGGUAUUCUCUGCACAGGGAGAAAGCGCUAUUCCUUUUGGGAACCACAUUAAUAAAGUAGUCACCCACCCCACCCUGCCAAUCACAGUCACCGCUCACGAGGAUAGACACAUCAAAUUCUUUGAUAAUAAAUCAGGUAAAGCCAUCCAUGCAAUGGUGGCUCACUUGGAUGCUGUUACUAGUCUGGCUAUAGAUCCAAAUGGCAUCUACUUGAUGUCAGGAAGUCAUGAUAGUUCCAUCCGCUUGUGGAACGUGGACAGCAAGACAUGUGUACAAGAGGUUACUGCGCACAGGAAAAAGUCGGACGAGGCCAUAUACGACGUUGCCUUCCACCCAUCUAAGGCAUACAUAGGAAGUGCUGGAGCCGAUGCCCUGGCCAAAGUGUUUGUAUAAAAGCACGUCCGAAUUAAUGCAUACGUGAAGGCGAGAGAAAGAAAGGACUGCUUCACUGCCUUGUGUAACAAGAGUAGCAUUUCUCACACUACAUUGAAGUGGCUUCCACCUACGCUGUCAAACUCACACCACACACACGAUACCAGGUGCCAAGAGGGGGACGUGCCGUUUUUUUGCGAAGCCAGUGUGGAGUGCUCAAUCAGUUUUAAUCUUUUUUUUGUUUUCUUCAAAAAAAGAAAAAAAUAACUGUAAUUUACUGUAAGUCAAAGCUGGAGUGAAACCAGUGUUUGUAGCCUUUUGACUGGUUUUGAACUGAGCUGAUAAUGUGUCCUGUAGGUAUGUUUCAGUGACCAUGGAGUGGUUAUCAUGUUCAUCCAUCAGUAGGUUGUCACCGACCAUCAUCCGGGCACCAGAGGAACCGCCCUGCCGAGCCAUAAACCAGACCCUAAUCUCAGUCACCCUCCUCACCCUAAUGUAGCCUGCAAGCGAAACAGUUAAACUCAGUCAACCUUCAUACCUUUAGCGUUUGUUUCAUUUUUUGUGUAAAAAAAGUAUAGUUUUUAUAAUCAAUUUUAUAUAAAUAAAGACUGUCAUAAAACCGCUGAAAAUCACACUUUUUUUUUUUUUUUUUUUUAAAGGGACUAUAAUCCCACUCAAGCCCUCCAUUUUAUGCGGUUCUUCUUCUUGAAGGUCUUGUGUCUCUGGAAACCCUGGAUGAGUGCUCUCCUUACGCAUACUACAUUGCUUUAACAUUGUUUUAUCACAUAACGGAGAGACUGUACGCUAGUAGAAGCACAUCGCGUGUUGCCCUGAGAGCUUUUAGGAAUUUACAAAUAAACUGCAGCAUCCUGUCACUAUGUGAUGUUUCUGUACACCUUACUGUAAAAUGAGUUUAAGUAUCACAGGUUAGAGAUCCGAACACUAUUUAUUUUCUGUUUGUGGAUAGUCUUAUCCUUCAGAGCAUAGCUUGAUGGUAACUCAAAGAUUGGGCUGUCGCUAACCAAACCGAACAGGUUGUCUGAUAGGAAAUUAACGCAUAUAGGUUCAUAUAAAAGCUCACGCCGUUUCUUGGUUGGCUGAAAACGGAGUUUAAAUUCACCUCAUGAUGCUGGAGAUCAGGAGAGAAACGAUAAGUUUUACUCAUUAUCAUUUACUCACCCUCAUGUCAUUACAGACCUGUAUAACUGGAACGUUAAAGCUACUUUGAGGAAUGAAAUGGAACUCAGUGGAAUGUUAGUUACCAACAUUCUUCCAAAAAUGAAAGAAAACCUUAUAGGUUUGGAAUGAAAUGAAGGCGAGUAAUUGAUAGAAUUCUCAUUUUUGGGAUUGGAGUAAUCAAUCAGAUUUAUUCGAAAUAUUUGGUUUGGUCGUUCUGCCCCAAUCUAUUCAAUGAUUUUUAAAGGAAACAGUGCAGUUUAUGGUGUAACAAAAGACCUUUUUGUUUGUGUAAUGCAUGAUUAAUACUACAAUAAAGUAUUUUUUCUAGUCUUCCAAAAGUUCUGAUCAGUUUGAAGAGUUUUGAUGAGUUUUGUAAGGUUUUUGAUUUACUACGAAUCAACAGAUUUUAAAGAUUGUACCACAUAGCAAAACAACUGUUGAAAAGUAAUGUAUAUAAAAUGUCUAUAAUAAAUAUUAAAUGGUGUAUCUGUAUAUGCAA